This is a messenger RNA of Psilocybe cubensis, 6054 nucleotides long. RefSeq lists its product as uncharacterized. The record is from RefSeq and is a predicted model, not a curated record. Lineage: Eukaryota; Fungi; Basidiomycota; Agaricomycetes; Agaricales; Agrocybaceae. Gene Ontology annotation, cellular component: cytosol; nucleus. Gene Ontology annotation, molecular function: peptidase activator activity; proteasome binding. The transcript is spliced from 48 exons. Bases 1 to 6054 code for a protein of 2017 amino acids. Gene Ontology annotation, biological process: proteasomal ubiquitin-independent protein catabolic process.
AUGGUGCUUCCGGAUAUCUCUUCCCUAAACCUGAAUGGUGGCGGUUAUGUAUCUUCCACCAACUUGAAUGGACCACCGUUACCUGACGACAUCGAGAACACUCACGGCGAUAGAUAUAUGCAAAAGUUGAAGAACUAUGCCAAAUCCUUGCCGUACUCAAUCGAACCAUACUCCAAAAUGGUUUCCAUGCUUGAUUUCAUACUGCUUCGCCUCACUCAGAGCGUCGAGGCAAGGGAUUACGAUGUCGGUUUCAUGCAAUGGGAUAGUAUGAUUACUUACUGGUGCAUGUUGAAAUAUCCUAUCCCAAAGGAUAGACGAAUAGCUUUGGCCAAACUGUAUUUCCAUCUGAGCAUUACACCUGGACUGGCGACGCAGAUAAUAGCCACAUGCGCUGACGCCUUCAAAGUCCUGACUAGGUCUAAAUACAAGAUCACAAUCGAUGACAUGAGGCUUCCGUGGAAGCCUAUUUAUGAUAUCCUCAGCCAAGACCUGUUCUUGAGGCGGCGGCAGUUCGAAUACACGCAAUUGUCUUGGUGUAUGGGUUACAUUGCUGAUAACUCCCGCAAGUUCUUCCACCCAGCGGCCAUUAAUGACAUGCUCGCAACCUUCCUCCCUCAAUUUGAUGGAACAAAAUUAGAUUCUAUUCUAGCUACUGAGUACUACCUCGUGACGUUUCUCCCUCUAAGCCAUCCACAAUAUUAUCUGCCAACGAUAUUCCGCGUGUGGGAGUCUAUCAACUCCUACAUGUUUGAUGAAAGGAUGUUGUUUUUUAUAUCCAAAUUAGCAGAGCUGCAUGUUAAUCCACAAGUCAGCGAUCCGAAGAAAGUCAAAGAGCUUCCGGAUGACGAAAUUUCUGAAGGAGAAGAGCGACCUGAUUGGUCUGAAAAGGCCAAUGCUACAGGCCCUUAUAUGUGGACCGGCUUAUACAAAGAUGUUGGAAUUUUCACUGAGCAUGAAUGGAAUUUUUUGAUGUGUAAAUGUCUUGCUUCGAUGGAGAUCCCUUUAGCAGACGGGGGCUCAUUGACUACCGGACCAUCUGCAGAUCAACAAGUUGGUUUUGAGAUUGGAAGGUUGCCUAAACCACAAUGGCGCAUCCCUUCUUUGGCUCGAAUAAUUGUAUACUCCAUGUCGACCGAUGGCUUGCCCGUUCCUCCUUCCAAUGCCGCUACGCCGGUUUUCUCCCCCCUACCCUCCGCUGCCAGCACUCCUCAUCCAUCUAAUGCGAGCCUUGGGGACUAUCUGUCCUCACCUAUCUCUAAGAAGGCGCAUUUUGCUCCGAGGACUUACCUUGCUGGCUCCAAGGCACUUGAUUCGCUGGCCAGAAUGAUUGCAUCUACUGAGAGCUUUUUCCACCCAUCUAAUUCGGGAACCUGGACAGCUGACCUCAGUGCGUUCAUCAAAUACAUUGUGUACGAUUUUAACAAGAGAUGGCACGAAGAGCAAGACCCCAAAUGCAAGACGCCCAAGAGCCGACGUUUGACUAAAUUAAUGAAGCGAGAGCUGGUGAAGUCGUUAAGGACAGUUGUACUGUUGGCCAUGUUCUCGCAGGAUUCGACCACAGUAUCAAAUGUGCAAAGUUGCCUCAAGUCGAUGAGCGUCAUGGAGCCUGAUCUGAUCCUGCACCCUGUGUUAGAACGAGCAGUUCCGUCAUUGGAAGCUCUGGUCGAGACACAACGAACUAUAUCCGUCAUCAAAGCUCUUGGCGCUGUAGCCCCUGCUAUAGUAUCUCGAGAUGUAUAUUAUCCGGGGGCAAAGUAUCUUGUUCCUAUUCUAGAACUUCUCCUUCCUGGCAUAGAUCUCAAUGACCCAACAAAAACACUUUGCACCACUGCGUUUCUCGUAGAAAUAUCGCAAUAUAUCAAAAUCGGUGAUCUAACGUCUUACAACGACACCCCUCCCACAGAAGAAUCCGCACCACUGUUCCCGAGCGGAAACGUUACAUCUCUUCCUUCAUUCUCUCUGGAAGAAUUAGAUUCCUCUACCGAAGCUGGUCCCAAGCUUACCAACGCAGAAGAAGACGCACUGUUGAAGGAUUCCACGGGUGGCUUCCCAGAUUGGGUUGCAAACUUCAUUCGUAGAGUCAUCCAGUUACUCGAGAACCUUCCUGAAGAAGGACCAAAUGGCAAUGCCGGCGGUGCUACAGAAGUUCAGAUUAUCGAUGCUGUCACGGGUGCCUGUAGUCAAAUAUGCAUUCAUCUCUCUGAGCCUCUGUAUGACUUGGUUCUCAACAUGGUAUUUGAUUACGCCAGCACCAAUGUGCGAACAAACGCCGUACGAGCCAUUCACCAACUCGUUGAAUGCGUCGCCAAUGCCGAUCCUGUCAAAACUCUGGCGAAAUUCUUUCCUCUAUGUGCAAUGAAUAUCCGUACGGAGCUUGAGAAUGGCGCCAGCUCCCUUCGCACUACGUCAUCUUCUACGCCUCUACCGUCAGACGCGACUUUACACUGGUAUCUGGCCAUUCUGAGAGGAACAGUUUAUAAUGAUGGAAGAGCCGUGCUUAAAUAUCAAGACGAAAUGCUCUCCUUGAUACAUUUACUUCACGAAAAAGCACUUUCAAAAAGGGGAUACUCUUGGACCGGAAAAUUACUCUCAAGUCUCCUUCUGACCUUGACUCACACAUAUCCUUUGGAAAACAAGUUCAUCAACCCUCAUGAAUGGACAAGCGAAGAAUUCCAACGAAAUCACCAUCUUCAUUGGGGAAAGGUCUUUGCACCUGAUGAAGUCACCAUUUCAUGGCAUACACCAAACAGUCAAGAAAUUCAAUUCGCAAUUCGCAUCUUCAAGGAAUUGGUAGAGCCUACAUUGGAAUCAUUGGAGAGUCUGUUGAAACCAGGGACCAUCCGCGACGCCAUCUGGCGGAGUGAUUUUUGCAGGCAUCUAACACUUGUCCGAAAUGCAUUUGCAGGAACUCCGACUCUUUUAAAAGAGUUUAUGAGUCAAGAAGAUAUAUUUCAGGCUACGCUUUCGAGCGACAUACUGGACGAAAUUCCUGAGAUGAUUGCUUCCGCCCCACCUUUGAACUCGGGUUUUGCUCUAACAGAUACUUCUGAUCCAGAGUAUCAGUAUCUUCUUCGGGUUAAGCAUCGGUUUGGCCAGUUCCUUCAUAAGGCCUCAAUGGUCUUGAGAGAUCAGGGGGAGGAGAACACUGUUGACGCGGUUCAAGUCUUGAUCACCUCAAUCCGUACAUACAUGCUCGAAUAUGGCGAUAACCGUGAUAGCUAUUAUGUGAACAAAGACCAGUUUGAAAGUGAAAAAAACGUAGCACGGCAAUAUGCUGGGCAAAAGGUUUGGCCAAGGGCAGUAUAUGUCCGUCGUGCAAGAUUUUAUAACGCUGCCCGUUUGCAUUGGAACUCGAUUGAACGUAAACGAGGUCCGGUUGAAGACAAUCUUAUCGAUGACCUUGUUGAAUGGUCUAUGUGGCAUUACCCAGUUGUUCGACAGUCAAGCCAGAGCCAUUUGGAAUCAAUAUGCGGGACAUAUGAUGGAGUUCGACGCCGGGCACUCCCAGUUCUAUUUGAUGCUCUGAAGCCCGGCACAGAUGAUGACCGGGUGAAGGGUGCAUUAUGGACAAUCAACUCACCUUCUUUCGGAAAGUAUGCCAUCGGUGAACCCACGCUCGCCAACAAGUUUGUUUCGACGUUGUUCCUCUGUCAGCAGCACGAGAAGCCCUCCAUACAAGAUUGUGUAUCAACCGUUUUCGACAAUUGUCUGAGUAAUUUCACCGAGCCCACCACCCUCAUAUACACCAUGCCUACUCCAGCUGUGGAUAGUGCUCUGACAAAUUUGCAGGGCUUUUUAAAGUUUACUCCGAAAGACAGAGCUAUCACAAAUCGCGCUCGCGAUAUGCGCAUCAGCCGUGUCAAGAUUGCAGAUGAUGCCUUUAGUGAGAUGACUCGAAACAUUCUCCAAAUUGCAAACUCGUCCCGGACACAUUGGAGAUACGGAAUUUACGCUGUGAAAUGCCUGAGAACCCUAGUACGACGCGACCGCCCUUUAUUGCGUGAACAGAUUGUCUACUUUUUAGAGAAGGUUCAUGACGAUAAUCCGAGCAUACGUUAUUAUGCACAAAGAGCUGUGAUGAAGAGCAUUCAAGGCAUCAAGUUGCGGACCUUUUGCACAGAUCCCAUUGACCUUAUUCUUGGUCGAAAUCACAAUCCUCUGAAACGCUCCUUGAAAAUCAAUGCUUCCGCAACAACGACACAGGACUUUUUGAAUAACUUCAAGGUUCCAGUAGACAUCCAUCAAGCAGACCGAACUCCGCUAUUCUUCGAUAAAACCCCCCCUGGAUGGUUGGUUUGGGAUAAAACCAUAUCUUUGUAUAUACUUCCUCGUCCUUCAAAGUCAACUUUCCAACCAUGGGAAGCAGGAAGCGCCGACGCUAUCCAAGCUGUCCGUGAAAUGGUUCUGAGGAAAGAAUACUGGGAGGACGUUGCAAUAUAUUACUCCGAAGAAAACCACGAAACCACCAUCACGCAGGAUAAUGUGUCCACCGUCAAGUCAAUCUUUCAACUACUUGAAGACGAACCUUUUGAAGCUUUCCGCCCUACAGUCGAAGCAGCGAUUGCCGAUAAAGAUCAAAACAAACAAAGGGCUGCUGCAGAAUUUUUAGCCGGCAUCUUAGGAGGCUCUAAGCAUUGGCCCAUAGAUAAACAAGAUGCCCUUUGGAAAUGGUUUACACCUUACAUCCCAAUUAUAUUUGUCCAGAAUAUAAAGUCUGACACUUUGUCAAUAUGGACAUCGUUCCUUGAGUAUAUGUUUUACAACAAAGAUCCUCGCCGACUCCAGCCCCUUGUUGACUUUUUAUAUGAUGCAUUCAUGAACCUAGAUUUCAAUUCCGAACUAUCUUUCGAUGCGGUCAAAGUUAUUACACUUUACCGAGCAUUCUUUGAAGAACUUCGCCGCAAGUUCGGUCCCUGGACAGACGACACUGUGCAACGAUGCUGGCGUGAGAUUCACAGCGAACAUGAGGACGUGCGAGCCUUCAUAAGUGAAAUUUUUGCAUUUUCAGAGAAUGUCAAGUGGCAACCUAAGCCAACUGUACCCACUGUUGAAGUGCUCAUCAAUGAAUGUCACUCACUACCACUAACGUCUGACAUCAUGGCGAUGAGAGGUACUUAUCACAGAGCAAGAAUUGAAGGACUUGUUGAAAAGUUUAAGGAAUGGCGUGCGGCACGUGUCCCUGGAGUUCGAGCCUUCCAGUCGAACUAUGACAGGGUUGGAAUAACUGUGUGCAAAUGGCUCUAUCUAUCUCUGCACGACCUCCAUGCAAAUUCCACAUUCGACUACAUUCUUCCUCUCAUGCCAGAGAUAUUCCGUUUCACGGAAGUUAACGAUAACAAUAGUCUUGCAUCGCGAGCAAGCAGUCUGCUCAUUCGAAUGUGUGGAGUCACGCCUCCAGUGGUGCAUGUCAAUCCAAUCUUGAGUGAAAUCUUCGAUGCAAUACAAUCUUCACCGUCAUGGAGAGUUAGGCUUAAAGCCCUUCCGCUCCUGCAGGUGUUUUAUUUCCGCCAGCUUACCUUGAUUAGUGAAAUUAAGAUAGUGGAAAUGUUGGAGGUUUUAUGUAGAUGUUUGGAUGAUGAAGUUGUAGAGGUUCGCGAGAUGGCUGCCGUAACUCUAUCUGGUAUUCUGCGUUUAUCUCCGCGGCGCAGUGUCGUCACUUUGAAGGAUCGAUUCAUAAGACUACUCAAGAAUACUCACAUUCCUGGGAGACAAGACCCCAAUUACAACAAAGCUAUCAGGCAGCGACAUGCCGCAAUUCUAGGGAUAUGUGCCCUCGUCGACAGUUACCCCUAUACGGUGGAAAAAUGGAUGCCAGAAUUGCUCACAAACAUCCUAGCGGAUCACACUUACGACCCAAUCCCCAUAUCCACGACCGUUCGAAAGUGCGCUAGCAAUUUCAAGAGAACACACCAAGAUACAUGGCACGAGGAUUCGAAAUGUUUUAACGAAUCCCAACUAGCAGCCUUGUCGACUCUUUUAACAGGGUCAUCAUACUGUAUGCCGUACUUCAUUGAGUUGACAGCUUCACUGACAUCAUUUCUUCUAGACGCGUAA